AUGCCCACAACCCCGGCCCUUAUCACCAAACCUACAAACCUCAACCGCUCAAAUGCUCAACUCCGAUCAUUCAACCCUAAAUUCGCUGUCCCCAAACAUUCCCCGAUCCUUUUAACCCAAUCACCAUACAGUUGUCCCAUCCCUUACAACCCCUGUCCUAAAUCCAAUCACAAGAUAGCUGCCUCUUCUCCAACUCGUUCAAACUCGACAUUUUUUUUCUUUUUGCGCCGACAAAGUGAGUCUCGCACUCCAGAAUCCAAAUCCUCAUUCUCUCUCAUCUUCUUCUCUCUGUCCCCCUCCACCAACAUCAGGCGUCUCCCCCACCCUGUAAACAGACGUUUGUCUUCCAUGUGUCCUUUUCAAUAUUUGUCCCGAGGGUUUCCACAUAACGUGCCCAUAGGGCUUUUCCUUGGAUGCCCCUCCCCUUUGUCAGACUCAGCGAUAACCUUCCGCCGGUGUCGUCUCCAAACUCACACAGCGGAAAAUACCCUCUUAGUCAUUUUUGUCUUUUCAUUUCUGGAGUUCUCACUACUCACAUCUGGUCAGGCCCAGCCGCCUUCUCAGCUUUUACCAAACAUCUCUUUUUCUCUUUCUUUCUCUCUCUCUCUCUCUCUCUCUCUCUCUCUCUCUCUCUCUGUGUGUCUCUGUCUCUCUCUGUGUCUGUCUUUCGCUCGCUCUGUCUCUCUCCGUCAUUUAAUCUAUCUACCUUUCAAUAUAUUAGACUGUCUACGUUUUUAUUUUUUCUUCUAA
Acanthosepion pharaonis is the source of this 750-nucleotide messenger RNA. The record is from the annotation of a GenBank genome assembly. NCBI's taxonomy places the organism in Eukaryota, Metazoa, Mollusca, Cephalopoda, Sepiida, Sepiidae.